AUGUGCAGUGCUACCUCCACAACUCCCUCCCUCCCUUAUUUGGAUCCUAAUAACAAGCACUUCUCUGGAUUCUCGCCCCUGGCUCCCCUUGUAUCACAGCAACAGCAACAGCAAGGGGUGCUCCCGUCGCCGACUUCACAGUUGCUGUUUGGGUUAUUUGAAUUCGCAGGUGGAGGAGGCUUUGAAAAGAAUUUCCCACCAGCUCUCGACCUCUCCCGCCGCCAAUCCCCUACCAUGACCACAGCAUUCUGUUUGCUUCCUUCUCCUCCUCAGCCGCCGUCGGCUCGGCUGUGUAUAUAG
This is a messenger RNA of Linum trigynum, 300 nucleotides long. The record is from the annotation of a GenBank genome assembly. Lineage: Eukaryota; Viridiplantae; Streptophyta; Magnoliopsida; Malpighiales; Linaceae.